GUUGCCGCCGCGGCCUGUGAGGCAGUAACUCCUCUCCGCCCCAGCCCCCUUCCUCCUCCUUUCUCUCCUCUCCCUCCCUCCCCUCCCCGCCCCUCGCAGUCUCUCGCUCGAGUGAAUGUGGCGCGGUGGCGCGGGACGCAGCCUCGGCCCCUGCCGCGGCCCCGCGAGCUCGUGAGGAGACGAAGCCGCCGCCUGCCCCCACCCCCUGCGCUUCUCGGGGGAGCUACCGCCGCCGGGGAAGAAGAACGAGGAGGGGAGCGUGGGGACGGCGGCGGGGAAACGGGAGAGGGAGGAGAAGAGGGCUCGAGGGCGAGAAGGGAAAGCGGGGAGGGACGGACGGAAGGACGGACGGCCCGACGGACGGCCCGGGGAGGGGGCCGCCAUCGAGCCUGUCCGGCCCCUCGGCUCUAGCUCGGGGCGGCCGCGGCGGCGGCGCAGGCGAAGGGCGCGGCAGGCGCUAUCGAGACAAUAACCCCGCCGCCCGGCUCCGGGGGCGGCGGCGAGAAGGAGGUGGCGGCCUAGCGCGGCCGAGGCUCGCCCAGCACCCCGGCGGUGUCUUCGCCCCCCGCCGGCCAGGUUCGGCCGCCGUCGGGUGUCGGGGCGCGCGGGUCGCCCGGAGUCCCAGGCUGGCAGCUGACGCCCCCUGCCCUCCCCCUCCCCGGCGCGCGUGGAGCUGGUUUUCCGGGUUCCCCUGGACCGAGUUGGAUCCUGCUGCUCGCCACGGCAGGAAGUGAGUUUCGCACGGUAAUUCCGGGCGGUGUCACGAGUGAAAAGUUUUUGUUUUUCGGCGGAGAUCCUAGUUGGGUCUGGGAAACUCCUGCAAAACUCGAGACCAGGAAACCAGUCUGCGUCCCAGCCCCCACCAAAGCCACCUACUCUUCCUACUGCGGGAGGCCACUUCACAUCCGCUCUCACCAGAGAGAGAAAUUCGGCUGGAUCCGAAGUGACUAAUGAAGGGAAGGAAAUCAUGUCAGGCGAAGCCUUGAAAAAGCGGCCCUGAGACACUGCCCGACCGAAAGAAUGUUGGCUCAAUUAAGAAACAUCAGGGAGAUAAAUUCAACCCAGUGUGUCUAAAAAUGACUACAAAACGAAGUUUGUUUGUGCGGUUGGUACCAUGUCGUUGUCUACGAGGAGAAGAGGAGACCGUCACUACUCUUGAUUAUUCUCAUUGCAGUUUGGAACAGGUUCCCAAAGAGAUUUUUACUUUUGAAAAAACUCUGGAGGAGCUCUACUUAGAUGCUAAUCAGAUUGAAGAGCUUCCAAAGCAACUUUUUAACUGUCAGUCUCUACACAAACUGAGUUUGCCAGAUAAUGAUUUAACAACAUUACCAGCAUCUAUUGCAAAUCUCAUUAAUCUCAGGGAACUGGAUGUCAGCAAGAAUGGGAUACAGGAGUUUCCAGAAAAUAUAAAAAAUUGUAAAGUUUUGACAGUUGUGGAGGCCAGUGUAAAUCCUAUUUCCAAGCUUCCUGAUGGAUUUUCUCAGCUGUUAAACCUAACCCAGUUAUAUCUGAAUGACGCUUUCCUAGAGUUCUUGCCAGCUAAUUUUGGCAGAUUAACUAAACUCCAGAUAUUAGAACUUAGAGAAAACCAGUUGAAAAUGUUGCCAAAAACCAUGAAUAGACUGACCCAGCUGGAAAGACUGGAUUUGGGAAGUAAUGAAUUCACAGAAGUGCCUGAAGUACUUGAGCAGCUAAGUGGAUUGAAAGAAUUUUGGAUGGAUGGUAAUAGACUGACUUUUAUUCCAGGGUUUAUCGGUAGCUUGAAACAGCUCACAUAUUUGGAUGUUUCUAAAAAUAAUAUUGAAAUGGUUGAAGAAGGAAUUUCAGCAUGUGAAAACCUUCAAGACCUCCUAUUAUCAAGUAAUUCACUUCAACAACUGCCUGAGACUAUUGGUUCAUUGAAGAAUGUAACAACUCUUAAAAUAGAUGAAAAUCAGUUAAUGUAUCUACCAGACUCUGUAGGAGGGUUAGUGUCAAUAGAAGAACUGGAUUGUAGCUUCAAUGAACUUGAAGCUUUGCCUUCAUCUAUUGGGCAGCUUACUAAUAUAAGAACGUUUGCUGCAGAUCAUAAUUACUUACAACAGUUACCCCCAGAGAUUGGAAGCUGGAAAAAUAUAACUGUGCUGUUUCUCCAUUCCAAUAAACUUGAGACACUUCCAGAGGAAAUGGGUGAUAUGCAAAAAUUAAAAGUCAUUAAUUUGAGUGACAAUAGAUUAAAGAAUUUGCCCUUUAGCUUUACAAAGUUACAGCAAUUGACUGCUAUGUGGCUCUCAGAUAAUCAGUCCAAACCCCUGAUACCUCUUCAAAAAGAGACUGAUUCAGAGACCCAGAAAAUGGUGCUUACUAACUACAUGUUCCCUCAGCAACCAAGGACUGAGGAUGUUAUGUUCAUAUCAGAUAAUGAAAGUUUUAAUCCUUCAUUGUGGGAGGAACAGAGAAAACAGCGGGCUCAAGUGGCAUUUGAAUGUGAUGAAGACAAAGAUGAAAGGGAAGCACCUCCUAGAGAGGGAAAUUUAAAGAGAUAUCCAACACCAUACCCAGAUGAGCUUAAGAAUAUGGUUAAAACUGUUCAAACCAUUGUACAUAGAUUAAAAGAUGAAGAGACUAAUGAAGACUCUGGAAAAGAUUUGAAACCACAUGAAGAUCAGCAAGUUGUAAAUAAUGAUGUGGGUGUGAAGACUUCAGAAAGUACUACUCCAGUAAGAAGCAAAGCUGAUGAAAGAGAAAAGUAUAUGAUAGGAAACUCUAUACCGAAGACCAGUGAACCUGAAGCUGAGGUCAGUCCUGGGAAUCCACCAGUGACUGCAAAUAUGAAAGCCUCUGAGAACUUGAAGCAUAUUGUUAAUCAUGAUGAUGUUUUUGAGGAAUCUGAAGAACUUUCUUCUGAUGAAGAGAUGAAAAUGGCAGAGAUGCGACCACCAUUAAUUGAAACCUCUAUUAACCAGCCCAAAGUGGUAGCACUUAGUAAUAACAAAAAAGAUGAUACAAAGGAUACAGAUUCUUUAUCAGAUGAAGUUACACACAAUAGCAAUCAGAAUAACAGCAACUGUUCUUCUCCAUCUCGGAUGUCUGAUUCAGUUUCUCUUAAUACUGAUAGUAGUCAAGAUACCUCACUCUGCUCUCCAGUGAAACAAACGCAUAUUGGUAUUAAUUCCAAAAUCAGGCAAGAAGAUGAAAAUUUUAACAGCCUUUUACAAAAUGGAGAUAUUUUAAAUCAUUCAACAGAGGAAAAAACCGAGGUUCCUGAUAAAAAAGAUUUUAACUUACCUGAAUAUGAUUUGAAUAUUGAAGAGCGAUUAGUUCUUAUUGAAAAAGGUGUUGACUCAACAACCACAUCUGAUGAAUCUCACAAAUUAGACCAUAUCAAUAUGAAUCUUAAUAAACUUGUAACUAAUGAUACAUUUCAACCAGAGAUAGUGGAAAGAUCAAAGACAGAGGAUACAGUGCUUGAAACAGACUUUUUCAGCAAUAAUGCCAAAGGAGAGGCUGAGCACUUGGAUAAUGGAAACAAGUAUCCUACUCUUGAAUGCAUAAAUAAGGUAAAUGGACGUUCUGAGGAAACUCCACAGUCUCCUAGGAGGACUGAACCACAUGACACCAGUUCUUCUGUUGAUGCGGGUCUUUCCAAAAGCACUGAAGAUCUCUCCCCUCAGAGAAGUGGGCCAAUUGGAUCUGUUGUGAAAUCUCAUAGCAUAACUAAUAUGGAGACUGGCAGGCUAAAAAUCUAUGACAUUCUUAGUGAUAAUGGACCUCAGCAGCCAAGUGCAACAGUUAAAGUAACAUCUACUAUUGAUGGAAAAAAUAUAGUCAGGAGCAAGUCAGCUACGCUUUUGUAUGAUCAACCAUUGCAAGUAUUUACUGGUUCUUCUUCAUCUUCUGAUUUAAUAGCAGGUACAAAGGCAAUUUUCAAGUUUGAUUCAAAUCAUAAUCCUGAAGAACCAAAUAUGAUAAGAGGCCCCACAACAAGUGGCCCACAGUCCACGCCUCAAAUAUAUGGUCCUCCACAGUAUAAUAUCCAGUACAGUAGCAGUGCUACAGUCAAGGACACUUUGUGGCACUCCAAACAAAAUCCCCAAGUAGACCAUGUCAAUUUUCCUCCGCAGCGCUUUCCUAGAUCAGAGAGUACAGAAAAUCACAGUUAUGCUAAACAUUCUGCCAAUAUGAAUUUCUCUAAUCAUAACAAUGUUCGAGCUAAUACUGGAUACCAUUUACAUCAGAGACUUGGUCCAGGAAGACAUGGGGAAAUGUGGGCCAUCUCACCAAAUGACCGACUCAUUCCUGGAUCAUCACGAACUACGAUUCAGCGACAGAGUAGUGUGUCCUCUACAGCCUCUGUAAAUCUUGGUGAGCCAGGUCCCACAAGGCGGGCCCAAGUUCCUGAAGGAGAUUAUUUAUCAUGCAGAGAGUUACAUUCAGUGGGAAGAACUCCUCCAAUAAUGUCAGGAUCACAGAGACCUCUUUCUGCGCGAACAUACAGCAUUGAUGGUCCAAAUGCAUCAAGGCCUCAGAGUGCUCGACCCUCUUUUAGUGAAAUACCAGAGAGAACUAUGUCAGUUAGUGAUUUCAAUUAUUCACGGACUAGUCCUUCAAAAAGAACAAAUGCAAGGGUUGGUUCUGAACAUUCAUUAUUAGAUCCUCCAGGAAAAAGUAAAGUUCCUCACGAUUGGCGAGAACAAGUACUACGACACAUUGAGGCCAAAAAGUUAGAAAAGCAUCCCCAGACAUCCUGUGCAGGAGAUCCUUGUCAAGAUGAUAUAUUCAUUUCAGGACAGCAGAACUACCCGUCAGCUACACUUAGUCACAAAGAUGUUCUUCCAGACAGCUUGAUGAAAAUGCCUUUGAGUAAUGGACAGAUGGGCCAGCCUCUCAGGCCUCAGGCAAAUUAUAGUCAAAUACAUCACCCCCUUCCUCAGGCAUCUGUGGCAAGGCAUCCCUCUAGAGAACAACUAAUUGAUUACUUGAUGCUGAAAGUGGCCCACCAGCCUCCAUACACACAGCCCCAUUGUUCUCCUAGACAAGGCCAUGAACUGGCAAGGCAAGAGAUUCGAGUGAGAGUUGACAAGGAUCCAGAACUUGGAUUUAGCAUAUCAGGAGGGGUUGGGGGAAGAGGAAACCCAUUCAGACCUGAUGAUGAUGGUAUAUUUGUAACAAGGGUACAGCCUGAAGGACCAGCAUCAAAAUUAUUGCAACCAGGUGAUAAAAUUAUUCAGGCUAAUGGCUACAGUUUUAUCAAUAUUGAACAUGGACAAGCAGUGUCCUUGCUAAAAACUUUCCAGAACACAGUAGAACUCAUCAUUGUACGAGAGGUUUCCUCAUAAGAGCUGUGGACUAAAAAAUGGAGAGACAGCAAGAUUUAUUGGAAGAUACUUGCAGGGGAAAUUAAUAUUUUGACUAUUUUUAUAUAUAAAGAACUCAAAUAUGUUCAAAUUUGUACAUUAAUGAGAUAAUGGAAUUUGUGGUUAGAGGGAAAGAACCACUGUACAGUAUAUAGGGGAGACUGUUGAAUUCAUACCAUAUAAAACUUUAGGUUUUUAAACAUAGCAGUCAAGGCUACAAAAACAAAUGUAUGUUGUUUUUGUAUAGAGUGUAGGUUUAUUUUUGGAUUUCAUACACACGAUUGAACUCUGUGCAAGGCUCUAGUUAGCCUUGAUUGUAGCCCAGAGACAGAUGGCAGAGCUAUCUAUCUCAUAGCUUUUAUGCCCUUAUUUUUAUUCAACUGGUAUUAGUGUUUUUCUGCUGAAACUUUUUUUUAUGUGGGCAAGAGAUUUGAAGUGUUGGCUUUCGCUAUGUGCAUAUUGAAUUGAAGAGUGAGUAGGUGAAGGUGGUGCUGGUGGGUUCACUUUCCAAGGCCAGAUUAAAACAGUUAUUUCCUAUAAAAAUCUGGAAGCAAAGAAUGAAAAAAACAGCUGUUAAUGUGUUUUUAUUAAUAGAAUAAUGCAAUAAAAAAUGUGAUGUCUUUUUAAAGAAAUAAAAAAGACAAUAAUUGCAUUUUAUGAGCUCUUCAGGAUCUGUUCUUGUCAUAGCCAUUACUCUACAUUUGCUACUAGUGAAUCAAGUUUCAAUUUUUUAGUCACAGGAAAUUUUUAACUCUUCUGUAGAUGCAUGUCCAUGCAUUUUCUUUCCUUCUUUUUGUUUUUUUCUUUUUGGUCCAUGCAUUUUCCGUGAUGCAGAAAUUCCUUGAUUUUGUGCAAAUGGUGGUACUUGCAAUCUGUUUUAUAAUUAGUACUCCAUUUUAAUCUUAAUUUAUAAUUUUUAUUUUAAGCAACAAAUGAAAUUGAAAUGGCCAGUUUUAAGAUUGUGUUGCUGUAACACAAAAUGUAAGAAGAUUUAGGAAAGCCUCUUGAUUUUGUUUGGCCUCAACAUUGCCUUGGUAAAGUAAAAGGAAACAGUACGCAUGGAGCUAGGAAACCAAAGCAAGUUUGUGAAACUGGCACAGUGAUAGAGAAUUGCUGUGGAGAGUUGUAGAGCAAAGGGAUGGGUCCUUGAGGCCUACCAGUGUGUAAUGGUGUUCAGAUAAAGGGCUGUUCCUACAGGUAACAUUAAAUGUGAACUCGACACUUCAGAGUCUUUAAAGGGUUUCUAAGUGUAUCAGUGUAAUAGUGUUUUACCACCAACUGCCUUUGUUCCUCGUUAGUGUAACAAUUAUUUGAUAGAGGUUUAUUAAUUUUGUUCAGACCAUUAAUUUUGUUUUUGUUCUAUCUAUGUAAUCAAAUAAAAUUUGAGUGACAUGCAA
Molecule: messenger RNA, 6733 nt
Organism: Balaenoptera ricei (Rice's whale)
Lineage: Eukaryota; Metazoa; Chordata; Mammalia; Artiodactyla; Balaenopteridae
Gene: ERBIN
Product: erbb2 interacting protein
Exons: 26
Coding region: 1077-5318 (1413 amino acids)
Biological process (GO): neurotransmitter receptor transport postsynaptic membrane to endosome; neurotransmitter receptor transport, endosome to postsynaptic membrane
Cellular component (GO): postsynaptic membrane; postsynaptic density; adherens junction
Molecular function (GO): protein binding
Source: RefSeq, a predicted model, not a curated record